This is a messenger RNA of Aspergillus affinis, 3438 nucleotides long. Its product is annotated as tetratricopeptide repeat protein. The record is from RefSeq and is a predicted model, not a curated record. Gene Ontology annotation, molecular function: protein binding. The transcript is spliced from 11 exons. The coding region runs from base 1 to 3438 and encodes 1145 amino acids. NCBI's taxonomy places the organism in Eukaryota, Fungi, Ascomycota, Eurotiomycetes, Eurotiales, Aspergillaceae.
AUGUUGAACAUGGAGUGCGAUCGCUACGUAUCGCCUUCUGACCGGGCGGUUGUCGGUAAUUAUAAGCUCCAUCCCGAGGCGAGACUGGAACUCGAAAAGCAAAUCACGCUUGGUGGUGCAUCGCAUGUCGCUCCCAGCCGGUUGAAGGCCAAAACGCGUAUUCUACGAGCAUCCGACGUCCUGCUGUCCUUGGCUGGAAGAUCUACAAGCGAUACGACAGAGCAAUCCGCGAGCCUUGAAAAUUUUCAGGAAGUUCUGCGUCUCUUCCCACCUUUUCGAGAUGACGACGGGACCACCUUUGGAGCAAUUGACGUCAAAUGUCCCGACUGCGAUGCGGUGUUUUCUUCCUCAACCGAGCUCAACAAUCACUAUCUCACGCGAUUCUGUCCCGGAGCCGCCGUCGCCGUAUAUGUGAUGACGCGAGAUCGGUUAAUUACAAAAGGCUAUCGCAUGGAGAAACGACUCGUGUCUCUAGAUUGUCGCCCCAUGCGUUUCUUCUGCAACAGCUGCGAGAGACAUUUCGCAGUCGGCGACAAUGGUGAACGAGUGGACAGGCAGCGCAGUAGGAUACCCUCCGACUACUUAUCAUUCGCGUUCUUCCCUGACAAGAUAUCUUUCGCAGACAUGCCGUCCUUCGUCACCUGCAAACAUUGCGGAGAAAAAUGCAAUAUCUCAUACGAACCCAUCUUGAACGAUCCCCGUGACGACGUAAGCUUUCGAGACGUUCAGAGAGAUAUGUCCAGUAUAUCCCACAGUCGGAGUCCCAGUCUCGCGCCGAAGAGCACCAUGGGAUCCAAAUUCCCCACAACACCUGCAUCGGGCGCUGAGCAGCCGUCUUUCGCAAGGCGUGCGAGGAAGUUGCGAGAUUCAUGGUCUCAUAGGAAGUUUUCGCAAAGUGAUGAAGAUGAAUUAAUAGCGAUCAGCUUUGCUGGGCUUUACGAUUUGGAGAAAGUACAUGCACCGAAUGGCACAUACCAGCAAUUUGAGGGCAGCGCGACUGACACAACUAACGCCUGCGACACGCCCCUCAUAGGCAGCAAAAGAGACGAAUUAAACCUUUGCGCAGAAGAUGAACACCACAGGAAUCACCUACAAGCCGAGUCACAAGGGGAUCUAAUAGCUGCGAACGGCAGCCCAGGAGACACCGCGGUAUCGCCGAAGAGACACUCGUUUCUCCGGAGGCUUUUCGGACGAAAGACUUCCAAGGGGCCAUCGCGAACACGGUCUACGUCCAAUCGAGGCAAUAAGUUAAUCAAGAGAGCAAAUACGAUACGAUUUUCUUUGGUCAAGUACGCCCGGAGUGGGAGUAGGGCAGCCACACGGGAGAGCUUAUGCACAGCAGAUGAAUCACAGCCAGUCGAGACCCCAGAGAGUAGGCAGGAUCCAAAUUCUCCGGUUGUUUCGGACGCAGAGUACAUCGCAUUGCUGCGAGGUAGCCAGAAAAUCUUCGUCCACAUGCAGUACAUCUCGGGAGGAGCCGUGGUCCAUGAUGCAUCCGGGCGUCAGCGGGUUCUUCAGAUGGACGAAGUGGCUCAGCUCUACCUCCAAUUGACGGACGAGUUGUCGGCUGCGACUAUCUGGUCUCGAACACUGACUACUCGACUACGGGCAGAGGCGGCGUUCAAUCAGGGAAACUGCAGGGCCGCGGUGGUCGAAUACCAUGACGCCUUGAAAAUGCUCGAAGCCACGCCGGCGCUGGAUGUCGAUAAGCUAUCACGGGCGGCCAUGUUGCACUCACAGGGCCAGGCUUACCGCAAUCUAGAUAUGCCCGCAGAAUCGGAAGCGUGUUACCUGGAGUCGCUAGGUCUCUACAAGCGCACCCUGGGACGAGACUGCCAGAAAAACUACGCCGUUCUUCACGACCUCGGAGCCCUCUGCGAGAGAGAUGGAUAUGCCACCGAAGCCGCCGCAUUAUACGAGCGCUCAUUCGCCGGGCGACUGAAAACUCUCGGUAACAAUGCCCCCGAAACACUGGGCAGCAUGCAGGAUCUUGCUUCGCUCAAGGCUUCGCUGGGGGACCUCGAAUCGGCGCUCCUUCUCCUCGAAAAGGCGGUCCCAGCUCUCGACACCGUUUUCGGGCUGCAAAAUGCGACGACAUUGAACGCCAUGAACCAGCUCUCCCUUCUGUAUCAGAAGCUCGGGCUAGACAAGGAGUCUCGCACGAUCUGUAGUCGGACAAUUCCUCACUGUCGGACCUUCUUCGGCAUCACGAGCCCUAUCACCCGGGACGUUGUCGUGCGCUACCUCCAGAGCUCUGACAACUUUGAUUUUCCUGCCGACAUCAAGGACGUUCUCGACCAGUACCAGAAAUCUCGCGAUCCGGAUGCCCUCCGCGUCAUCCACCGUCUAGGCCGGUCAUACAUGGACGCCGGUCUCAACCGGGACGCGGCAGACCUUUUCGAGGCCUUAGUCGAAGACUUUCUCGCAGUGAGAGGACCGGAAGCCCAGGAGACGUUCGACGCGCUCAGUGCGCUGUGCGUGUCCCGAGAACACCUCGAUUCCAUCGACAAGGCCAUUCUGGCCUACAAACAGCUCGUUCACAUGGCUGGGCGGGCACCUGAGCACCACCACUCGCGCAAGCGAAUCGCGUACGCCGAGAAGCGCAUCUCGGAACUGAACCAUCGACGAGACAUUCUGGCUGGAGAGAGAAAAGAUUGGAUGCUACAUGAGCCCGGGACCUGUGAGAACUGCGAAUGCACCACAACGAUCCUCUGCAACACCUGCAAGAUCUUCCGCUUCUGCAACGAAUCCUGCCACCAACUCGGCAAAGCCGCCCAUUUUCCCUACUGCAUCCCCUCCGUCUCACUGCGCGAAUCCAAAUCCCUCGCCGUGAAGCCGAUAUGUCCGACCUCCGCGCGCGACCAAGCCCUCUCCAAGAUUCGCCGCUUCAACGGCAACAGCGACAGUCACAAGUCCGUGGCCAUCACCGCCAACUACACCUUCUACCUGGACACACGCAACUUCACGACCUUCCGCAUGCGCCUCAACACCACUUCCAACACCGUCAUCCUCUUUUCCCUCGACUGCGACAUCCAAUACACCACUAUCGACAACCCCCCGCUCGACCUCUCCACCAGCACCAACACCAACACCAACACGAGCACCUCCUCCCCUCUCUCCUCUUCCAUCACCACCUCCUCCGCAACCGACAUGAAAGGCGUACACUGGCUGUCGCCCGAUCGCCAGGAAGCCAUCUGCUACGAGCCCGGUGACGCAUCGGCCACGCAGUCCCGGUACGUGCUCGUCACGCCGGGACGCGAGAUGCUCAAGACGCUCAUCGAUAAACGCAUCGGUGUGCGUAGCGGUGGCGGCGACGCUGAUCGCUUCAAGGGUCUCGAGUUGCCGGAUAGCGAGCUGAUGGAGUAUGCUCAAGGUUUGCUGUUGGAUGGGUACCUUGGGCACGCGUUUAUGUAUGUUCUUGAGUGGGUGUGGAAGUGA